AUGGGGUGUGCAGCUGUGGCUCGAGAUGGGCAUGGCAGAUGGGUAACCAGAAUUUCUCAGAGUUUUAAUCAGGGACGUCCUUUCCUGGCAGAGGUUUUGGCACUAGAAUUGGGCCUGAAGCUUGCAACGAAGAGGGGAAUAAGGAAGCUGGUUUGUUGGUCAGACUGUGCUGAGCUUGUCACCCUUCUGCAAGUUGGGAGUGACAUAGAAAAUUUCUGGAACCGGGAUGAGAUCCAGCGUGUUCGUCAGCUUAUGGUAGCCUUUGAGGAGAUUGAUUUGGUUAACAUUGUUCGGGACAAGAAUAAUUCAGCGGAUGCACUAGCUCGGGAAGCAUGUAGGAUCGGGACGCCAUUUCAACAGUGGAAUCAAGGUCGUGGAGCCUGUUAUAUAAAAAAGGCGGCUGGCUAA
Lotus japonicus is the source of this 408-nucleotide messenger RNA. RefSeq lists its product as uncharacterized. The transcript has a single exon. Gene Ontology annotation, molecular function: RNA-DNA hybrid ribonuclease activity; nucleic acid binding. The record is from RefSeq and is a predicted model, not a curated record. NCBI's taxonomy places the organism in Eukaryota, Viridiplantae, Streptophyta, Magnoliopsida, Fabales, Fabaceae. The coding region runs from base 1 to 408 and encodes 135 amino acids.